AUGGCUACACGAUCAUUAGUCGUCGGAGGUACGGGUGGCAUUGGCUACGCCAUUGCCUGCCGCCUUGCCGCAGCUUCGGCUUCUUCUCAAGUGACCAUCAGCGGCCGCACCGAACCCAAGGACAUCCCUCACCCCAACAUCAAGUUCCGCGCCUUGGACGCAUCCUCCAUGCGCUCCAUCAAGCAUUACACGAACGUCUACAAAUCACUUGAUGAUCCCGAAAUCGAUCUCCUUGUUCUCACUCAGGGUAUUCUUACCAUGGCGGGCCGGACCGAGACGUCCGAGGGAAUCGAUCGCAAGAUGGCGCUUCACUACUACGGCAGGCAGCUUCUCAUCCGCGAACUGAGCCCUAUCCUGAAAGACGACGCCAAAGUCCUCAUCGUCCUCGACAGCACACGCGGAAGCCCAACGAAGCUGAUUUGGGACGACUUGGACCUGAAGAGGAACUUCAGCCUGCAAAAAGCAGCGGACCACUGCCUGUCCAUGACGGACGCCAUGAUUCAGACCUAUGCGGCUGAGAAUAAGGACAAGAAGCAGCACUUUAUCCACGCGUACCCUGGCAUCGUGCAGACCAAUCUCUUCCAUACCAUGCCGUGGUAUCUUCGGGCUGGGACAAAACUCCUGACCAAUGUGAUGGGUGUACCGGCUGAUACCUGCGCCGAGAAACUUCUGAAGGGAGUUGACGAGGCCUCCGGGAAGGACGGCGCAUCUUGGAGCUGUAUCGAUCAGAAUGGCAACGUGGUUGGCAACAAAGCUAUCUUCGCCGAAGAGGAUCUGAAAAAGGUCAAAGAACACACUUGGAAGACGAUUGAUGAGGCGCUUGCAGUGCCCAGUGAGUAG
Molecule: messenger RNA, 840 nt
Organism: Colletotrichum fioriniae
Lineage: Eukaryota; Fungi; Ascomycota; Sordariomycetes; Glomerellales; Glomerellaceae
Source: RefSeq, a predicted model, not a curated record